This is a messenger RNA of Eupeodes corollae, 1842 nucleotides long. It is a transcript of the gene Hr51, whose product is annotated as photoreceptor-specific nuclear receptor. The record is from RefSeq and is a predicted model, not a curated record. Lineage: Eukaryota; Metazoa; Arthropoda; Insecta; Diptera; Syrphidae. Gene Ontology annotation, molecular function: RNA polymerase II cis-regulatory region sequence-specific DNA binding; nuclear receptor activity; zinc ion binding. Gene Ontology annotation, biological process: anatomical structure development; cell differentiation; positive regulation of transcription by RNA polymerase II. The transcript is spliced from 11 exons. Bases 205 to 1842 code for a protein of 545 amino acids.
GAUUCCGGGUUUCCCGCGAAACAAAGCAUCUCAUAAUUGCGUUCGAUUUCCUGCUUUAAGGCAAAAGUCAAGAUUAAUCCGAGUUUUUUCGCCUUUUUUGUUGUUGUUGGUUGUAAGUAGGUACCUACCUAACUACCUACAAACCUUGCUACAAUUUUCGUUUUUUUCUAAAAUUAACACGAGUUACCUUAUUAUCAUUACGGAAUGGCUUCUGAAGCCAAUGCAGUUAUUCGAUCUGAGAAUCAAGAUAAUCGGACUUCACCUGGAAUAUGUUACUCUCCACAUAGUCGUCUAGCUGCUUGGGCAAAUCAGGGUGUGUCUCCAUCUGGAAUUGAAUCUAAUGAUGCAACAGUUUGUAGAAAAGGCCAAAAUUUAGGUCUAAUAUGUGUGGUUUGUGGCGAUACGAGCUCAGGGAAACAUUACGGAAUUUUAGCAUGCAAUGGAUGCUCGGGAUUUUUUAAGAGAAGCGUCAGAAGAAAACUAAUUUAUAGAUGUCAAGCAGGAACAGGACGAUGUGUUGUAGACAAAGCUCACAGGAACCAAUGUCAGGCUUGUCGGUUAAGAAAGUGCCUUCAAAUGGGAAUGAACAAAGAUGCCGUACAGAAUGAACGCCAGCCUCGAAACACAGCCACUAUUCGACCAGAAGCACUGCGGGAUAUGGAGCAUGGACGUGCUCUAAGGGAAGCGGCUGUAGCCGUUGGCGUUUUUGGACCUCCAGUGCUAUUAUCGCCCCCGUGUUAUGGUCCAGCCUUGCUUUCUCCACCCUCUUUAGCGGGAAUGCCUACAUCGCGGUUGCUGCACCAUCCACAAGUUCCGACCUCGAUGCAAUUGUCGAAUAAUCUAUCGCAUCAUGCUUCAAGUUUUAGUUUUAGCAGCAAUAAUAACAACAACAAUAAUACUAACAACAAUAAUAAUAAUAUGUUAAACAAUAAUAACAAUAGUAAUAAUAAUAAUAACAAUAGUAAGACAUGUGAUUUAACUAAUAUUGCUAUUACAUCAACAAACUCGAGCAACAACUCAACAUCGCCUAAUUUGCCUUCAAUAGAAGCUGGAGGAGGAGGGGGAGAAAUUAAUCAAACUAACGGGAGUGCGUCAUCUAUUAGCUCAAUAAGUCCUCUGCCGGAAAAUGAUAACGAUGAUGACUCUAUAGAUGUCACCAACGAUGAGGAUUCAAUAGACCGGAAAAAUGUUUCGUUAAAACAAUCUCCAAUAGCUCAAUUUACAUCUGCUUCAUUAUAUGGCCAUCCCCAAGAAACAAUUUAUGAAACCAGUGCUAGACUUCUUUUUAUGGCAGUAAAAUGGGCUAAGAAUUUACCAAGCUUCGCUAGUCUUGCCUUUCGUGACCAGGUUAUUCUCUUAGAGGAAUGCUGGGCUGAACUUUUUUUAUUAAAUGCAAUUCAAUGGUGUCUUCCAUUAGACUCAACAGGAUGUUCCCUAUUUUCUGUUACCGAACACUGCAAUAAUAAUUCAUUCAGCUGCUCACUAAAGGGCGAGAUUGCUACGGAUAUUCGUACCUUAAACGAUACAUUUUGUAAAUAUAAAGCAGUUUUUGUAGAUCCAGCCGAAUUUGCCUGUCUGAAAGCAAUUGUUUUAUUCCGACCUGAGACAAGAGGACUUAAAGAUCCAACGCAAAUUGAAAACCUACAAGACCAAGCGCACGUAAUGCUAGCUCAGCACUCAAGAACACAAUUUACGGCACAAAUAGCACGUUUUGGAAGACUUCUGUUAAUGCUGCCUUUAUUAAAAAUGGUCAACUCACACAAAAUAGAAUCUAUUUUUUUCCAAAAAACAAUUGGUAAUACGCCUAUGGAAAAAGUAUUAUGUGAUAUGUAUAAGAAUUAA